Spea bombifrons (plains spadefoot toad) is the source of this 2111-nucleotide messenger RNA. RefSeq names its product carotenoid-cleaving dioxygenase, mitochondrial-like. The transcript is spliced from 12 exons. Gene Ontology annotation, cellular component: mitochondrion. Bases 159 to 1838 code for a protein of 559 amino acids. Gene Ontology annotation, biological process: retinal metabolic process; carotene catabolic process. The record is from RefSeq and is a predicted model, not a curated record. Gene Ontology annotation, molecular function: beta-carotene 15,15'-dioxygenase activity; carotenoid dioxygenase activity. NCBI's taxonomy places the organism in Eukaryota, Metazoa, Chordata, Amphibia, Anura, Pelobatidae.
UGAGGGAGCUUUUCACGACAUACAGCUUGUCAGCCUCAAUAAGCCAGUCUGGGAGGAUUCUGCUGAUGCCUAAGGAUCAAAUAAGCAUACGGUCAACUGCAAGUAAAGCAUUUUCUCCAAUGUUUAUAUACUUGUCGGGGAGAUAACAGAAUCAAGUUAUGGAUUUCAUAUUAUCCGUUAUUCAAAAUAUCCCAGUUCUAAAGAACUUUGUUAGCAAGGAGAAAAGACAACUGUAUUCUCCCACCAGGACUGGUUUAGAAUGCAUUGCACCACUUUUUCAAACUGUACAAGAAACACCACAACCGACUUCAACUCAAAUAACAGGAACAAUCCCUGUGUGGAUCAAGGGUAAUCUGCUCAGAAAUGGGCCUGGCAAAUUUGAAUUUGGAAAUGAGAGUUACAACCACUGGUUUGAUGGCAUGGCCUUGAUGCAUAAGUUCACAAUCGAGAAUGGAUGUGUGACUUACAUGAGUAGGUUUCUUGAAAGUAAUUCAUACACAAUAAAUAAAAGUCACAACCGUAUUGUGGUCUCUGAGUUUGGGACGUCUGCCAUGCCAGACCCCUGUAAAAGCAUGUUUCAACGCUUCUUGUCUACAUUUGAAUUGCCAGAACCGACUGAUAAUGGAAACAUCAACUUUCUGAAAUAUAACAGUGAUUAUUAUGUCAGUACAGAGACUAAUGUGAUACAUAAAGUUGAUCCAGAGACUUUAGAAACAAGAAAAAAGGUUGACUGGGGCAAUUAUAUUGCUGUAAAUAGUGCAACAGCCCAUCCUCAUUAUGAGCAAGAUGGAACUGCAUACAACAUGGGAAAUUCUUAUGGGAAAAUGGGGACAUGUUACAAUAUUAUUAAAGUUCCAGCACAGGAAUCUGAGGCUGAUGACACUCUACAUGGAGCUUCGGUGGUCUGUUCCAUACCUGCAAAGGAUAAUAUGAAACCGUCUUAUUAUCACAGCUUUGGAAUGACAGAAAACUACAUUGUGUUUAUUGAACAACCAUUGAAAUUAAAUAUCCUGAAAAUUCUCACUAGCAAAAUAAGUGGAGCGUCUAUACUUGACUCUUUCAUCUGGGACCCAAGAUAUGAAACCAUAUUCCAUGUGGUUAACAAACACACAGGGGAGAUAAACCCUGUGACUUUCCAUGCACAGCCUUUUGCAACUUUCCAUCAGAUCAAUGCCUUUGAGGAUCAGGGGUGCAUUGUGCUUGAUAUCUGCUGUUACGCUAGUGGAGAACCUUUCUCAGCAUAUAAACUCCUCAACCUGCGCCAAUCUGGUCAUGCUUUAGAUGAGAUCUACAAUGAAUUACCAAAAUUAUAUCCGUGGAGAUUUGUCUUUCCACUAAAUAUUGACCCCAACAUGUCACACGAUGUAGAUAUGAAUCCUCUGACUUAUACAACAGCAACAGUUAUCAAAAAGGUGGAUGGAAAGGUAUGGUGCACUCAUGAAAACCUCUAUGACAACACACUGGAUGAUGUAGGAGGCCUAGAAUUCCCCAGUAUCAGCUAUUACAAAUACAACACAAAGAAGUACCGCUAUUUCUAUGGAUGUGGUUUCAGGCAUUUUGUGGGAACUUCUCUGAUUAAAAUGGAUAUUGACACCAAGAAACUAAUGGUUUGGCAGGAAGAUGGCUUCUAUCCUUCAGAACCUGUGUUCAUACCCUGCCCAGACUCUAAUAAAGAAGAUGAUGGUGUGAUCCUCUCUGUUGUUGUCACUCCCCAUCAGGACAAAAAAACAUUCCUGCUCGUUUUAGAUGCCAAAAACUUCACAGAAAUUGGAAGAGCAGAGGUUCCUGUACAUGUGCCUUAUUUACUGCAUGGAAUUUUUGUGCCUCGGAAACACUGAAAUCAUUAUGUAACACAGUAUAUACUCAAGUGUUUUUUUUUUACUUUCAUUUACAUGUCAGUCCAUAUAUUUCAAAAACUUUCUUAGUCUAAGUGAGUUUUUAUGUAAUGCAGCCCUUUUUAAUACAUAUAACAUUACAUUAUGAUGCACAUGAGUAAGCACCCAGCAAGGAGCGAAACGCGUUAAGCUUGCACCUUUCUUGUUUGCCUGUUUUCCCACGCUGAUUGAACACAAAUUCAAUUCUUUGAAAUAAAUACCAAUUGGAAUACGAGU